UAAGAUCAGAUACCUAAGCCGUCUCUUUCUCUUUCUUUCUCUUUCCCUUUCCCUUUCUCUUUCUCAUCUCGAUUUCUCUCUCCCAACACAAUUGAAAUAAAAUAAAAUAAAAACUUUCUUUAGACGUUUCAAGUGCUAACUAGAAUAACGCCAUUAUACUCGCAGAUUGUUUCUUCUUAUUAUUAUAAAAACAAACCUACCUUUAAGCUUCCUUCUGCUUCUUCCUUCUUCCUUCUUCCUUCUUCUUCGUGUUCGAGGACACUAAACGACUGCGUUUUCUUCGGAAACGUAUUCUGUUCUUUUUGUUGUUGUUGUUGUUGGGCCCAACAACAUCAACAGCAGCCAGCCAGAGAUGAAGGAUCGUAGAAGACGCGAAACCGUUUCAUGGAAUAGAUUCUUCUGGUGCACUCUUCUCCUCGUUUUAUCUUGCGUCCUCUUUACUGCCUCCACUUUUCGAGAGAAAUUUCAACCAGAAAUCGUCUCCGCAUGGCGGCAGCCGGCGAUGGAAGCCACUACCACUAUUAUGUCUACUAACUCUCCAGCGAAACCCUCGAUUUCGAUUCGAGAAACCGUUAUGUUACCGGACCAGGUUCUUAUAUUCGUAAAUUACCCUCAGUCAUCUCGCCUAUUUACAAAAGAGGACUUUAGUUGCGUUUAUUUCUCGCGCAACUCAACAUCAUUAUCGGAGACACAGCUUAAGAAGCCGCCUAAUCAAAUAGACGGUACCGAUGUUAACAAUCAGAUCGUACGGUGUCCAUUGAAUCCGCGUGGCUUUUCGGUUUCACUUGAGUUAAAAUCAGGUGGUGGUUAUAUCAACCCAGGGCCCACUCACAGAUGGGACUCUCUUGUUUAUGAAGCUAUGAUUGACCGGGACAAUACGACCGUCGUUUUUGUCAAGGGGUUUAAUCUACGGGCAGAUAGGAUUUAUAACGCUUCAAAAUUCGAGUGCGUGUACGGCUGGGAUUUUAGGAAAACAAAGUUUGUAUUAAGAUCAAAUGUUAUAUCCAUAGCACAAGAGAUCGUACGGUGCCAAACCCCUUUGAGCAUAUUGAACAACCAACUAAAGGUGAAUAAUGCGAUCAAGGUGUCUAUUAGACUAAAAGGCAAAGGAACUUUACACUCUAUAGCCCGGCCCGGGGUCCAAUUAUUAACGGAUCCUGAACCUGGACUGCGAGGCGAAAAGCCUCACGAAAUGUGCAUAUGCACUAUGUUGCGCAAUCAAGGUAGGUUUCUGAAAGAAUGGGUCAUGUAUCACUCCCAAAUUGGAGUCGAACGGUGGUUUAUUUAUGAUAAUAACAGUGAGGACGAUAUUGAUAGUGUUAUUGAGUCUCUAAUUGAUGCCAAAUUUAACAUUUCAAGACAUGUGUGGCCGUGGGUCAAGGCCCAAGAGGCUGGGUUUGCUCACUGCGCAUUAAGGGCUCGUGGUUUAUGUGAAUGGGUUGGGUUUAUAGAUGUAGAUGAAUUCUUUCACUUGCCAACUGGGUUGAAUUUGCAAGACGCAGUCAAGAAUCAAUCCAACUCUGGCAACAAUGUAGCAGAGUUACGGGUAUCUUGCCAUAGUUUUGGACCAUCCGGUUUGAAACACGUGCCAGCACAAGGGGUUACUGUAGGAUACACGUGUCGAAUGAUGUUGCCGGAGAGACACAAGAGUAUUGUAAAACCUGAAGCAUUGAAUUCAACAUUGAUCAAUGUGGUGCACCAUUUUCAUUUAAGGGAUGGUUUUAGAUACGUGAAUGCAGAUAAAGGGAUUUUAGUUAUAAAUCACUAUAAGUAUCAAGUUUGGGAAGUGUUCAAGGAGAAGUUUUAUAGGAGGGUAGCAACGUACGUGGUUGAUUGGCAGAAUGAGCAAAAUGUUGGGUCCAAGGAUCGAGCCCCGGGCUUGGGCACUAGAGCGGUGGAGCCACCAGAUUGGUCUAGUAGGUUUUGUGAAGUAAGUGACACUGGGCUGAGAGACCGGAUUUUGCAAAAUUUCCUGGACCCAUUAACCGAUCUCUUACCGUGGCAAAUUUGAGGUUUUCUUUUUUGGGUUUAAUUAUGGUGAUGUAAGUAGAUGCACAUAUGCUCAAUAAUACAGAGAAAAGAUAAUUAGGGGUGAGAGGGGCGUUGUAUAUCAUUACCAUAGUACAGUUCACAAAUUAUGGUCGCAGAGUCCCAGUCAAUGUGUUUGUUGGGAUCAGUAAGGCGUAAAUUCUUAAACAUUUAGUUAGUAAAAAAUUGUUGGUAGGAAUCUGUGAGUGCAACAGUUUGAAGUUGAAUUUUUCAAUAUUAAUUUCAAAAGAUAUAGGACUCUGAAAGUCCAUUAUUUUUAA
Ricinus communis (castor bean) is the source of this 2309-nucleotide messenger RNA. Its product is annotated as glycosyltransferase family 92 protein RCOM_0530710. Lineage: Eukaryota; Viridiplantae; Streptophyta; Magnoliopsida; Malpighiales; Euphorbiaceae. The record is from RefSeq and is a predicted model, not a curated record. The coding region runs from base 353 to 2011 and encodes 552 amino acids. The transcript has 2 exons.